AUGGCCAUGAACACGAGCAAGGCGGCGACGUCGGACAAGGGGCUGCAGGACAUCGACGACUGGCUGCCCAUCACCUCCUCCCGGAACGCCAAGUGGUGGUACUCGGCCUUCCACAAUGUCACCGCCAUGGUCGGCGCCGGCGUCCUCAGCCUGCCCUACGCCAUGUCCGAGCUCGGAUGGGGUCCUGGCGUGGCGGCGAUGAUCCUGUCGUGGGCGAUCACCCUGUACACGCUGUGGCAGAUGGUGGAGAUGCACGAGUGCGUGCCCGGCAAGCGCUUCGACCGGUACCACGAGCUGGGCCAGCACGCCUUCGGCCAGAAGCUGGGCCUCUGGAUCGUCGUCCCGCAGCAGCUCGUCGUCGAGGUCGGCGUCUGCAUCGUCUACAUGGUCACCGGCGGCAAGUCGCUCAAGAAGGUGCACGACCUGCUCCGCCCGGAGCACAGCCACCCCAUCCGCACCAGCUACUUCAUCUGCAUCUUCGGCUCCGCCCACUUCCUCCUCUCCCAGCUCCCCAACUUCAACUCCAUCACCGGCGUCUCCCUCGCUGCCGCCGUCAUGUCGCUCAGCUACUCCACCAUCGCCUGGGCGGCCUCGCUGCACCACGCCGGCAAGGCCGGGCCCGGCCACGUGGUCGACUACAGCAUGACGGCGUCCACCACCCCCGGGAGGACCUUCAACUUCCUGAGCGCGCUCGGGGACGUGGCGUUCGCCUACGCCGGCCACAACGUGGUGCUGGAGAUCCAGGCCACCAUACCCUCCACGCCCGAGAAGCCGUCCAAGAAGCCCAUGUGGCGGGGCGUCGUCCUGGCCUACAUCGUCGUCGCCAUCUGCUACCUCCCCGUCGCCUUCCUUGGCUACUACGUCUUUGGCAACGCCGUCGAUGACAACAUCCUCAUCACCCUCGAGAGGCCCCGCUGGCUCAUCGCCGCCGCCAACAUGUUCGUCGUCAUCCACGUCAUCGGCAGCUACCAGUGGCAGAUCUAUGCGAUGCCGGUCUUCGACAUGCUCGAGACCUUCCUGGUGAAGAAGCUGAGGUUCAAGCCCGGGUGGCCUCUUCGUCUCAUCGCACGCUCGCUCUACGUUGCAUUCACCAUGAUCGUUGGCAUCGCCAUCCCCUUUUUCGGUGGGCUACUAGGGUUCUUUGGUGGUUUUGCAUUUGCCCCAACAACCUACUUCCUUCCCUGCAUUAUGUGGCUGGCAAUCAAGAAGCCAGUGAGGUUCAGCAUGUCGUGGUGCAUCAACUGGAUCUGCAUAAUCAUCGGCGUGCUUCUGUCCGUUUUGGCGCCCAUCGGAGGCCUCCGUUCCAUCAUCAUCAACUACAAGACGUACCAAUUCUUCUCAUGA
Molecule: messenger RNA, 1344 nt
Organism: Triticum turgidum subsp. durum (durum wheat)
Lineage: Eukaryota; Viridiplantae; Streptophyta; Magnoliopsida; Poales; Poaceae
Source: the annotation of a GenBank genome assembly